Molecule: messenger RNA, 1995 nt
Organism: Thermochaetoides thermophila DSM 1495
Lineage: Eukaryota; Fungi; Ascomycota; Sordariomycetes; Sordariales; Chaetomiaceae
Exons: 1
Coding region: 1-1995 (664 amino acids)
Biological process (GO): L-valine biosynthetic process
Cellular component (GO): acetolactate synthase complex; mitochondrion
Molecular function (GO): thiamine pyrophosphate binding; flavin adenine dinucleotide binding; acetolactate synthase activity
Source: RefSeq, a predicted model, not a curated record
AUGUCAUCCGCGCUUUUGAUACCGGCAGCAAACAACUCGUCGGCUGACUUGCCUCUUUUUGGCAGCGAUGCAAUCAUCGACGUGCUCUCGGAGUUGGGAGUCUUGUACAUCGCCUUCGUCCCCGGUUCAUGCUUUCGGGGCCUUCAGGAUAGCAUUAUCAACUACAAAUACGAUCGCCAACCUGAAGUCGUGGUUUGCUUGCUGGAGGAUCAUGCCAUCGCUAUCGCUCAUGGGUUUACCAAGGUUCUACCCACAUCUCCCAUGGCCGCCGCCGUUCGUGAUGGUGUUGGGCUGAUGAACGCGUUUGUGGCAAUCGAUAAUGCGCACCUUGACCGAGUGGGAUUUCCCAUAUUAGGAGGGAAAGAACAUCUGGAUUCCACACGCCGCAAUUUACAGGCUGACGGGAUGCAGAAAACGGUGGAUGAAGCAGCACCCAUCAAACCUCUCAAGUUUUACGAUCGACCAGUGUCUCUCCAAGGUGCUCUUCAGAGCAUCAUCACUGCUUUUACAACUGCAGUACAAGUCCCAAGAAGCCCGACUUACGUUUGCCUUGGGGCUUCGCUUCAGGAAGAAAGGAUCCCAGUCCCGCUGGUGCAUAACCUUCCUAAGGUGUCGAGGUAUCUUGAUACCGUACGGAACUCCCCGCGACCAGCGCGCGUCGAUGUACAGCGGGUACAAGAAGCCCUUCUCGCAAGCCCCCCAGACGGCCGUCUCUUUCUUUAUGGCCGCGUCGGCAGGUCUCUAUCCUCCUGGAGUCAGCGCAUCAGUCUUGCUGCAAAGUACAAAGCCCAUGUCCUCACGGAUCUGAAGCUACCAUCAGCAUUUCCCACACCCCACCCGCUUCAUCCAGUCACUCCAAGUCUGCUUCUCGAUGAAGACGCCAUCCAGAUCAUUCGCGCGUCAGAGAUCAUCAUUGCGUUCAACUGGGUCGAUCUAUCAGGAACACUAAGGACAGCCUUCUCGGAAACAAGUGGCGAACCCCCGCAGACGGUCUGCGUCGUCAGUGUGACGCUUGAGCAGCCAUCUCCCUGCAAUUACUGGUCCAAAAACGCUGCCCAACCGCCUGUAGACAUAGCUGUCCAUGCUGACGUUGACAAGUUCAUUGAGGAGUUACUUGUCGCUCCCGAGACUGUCCCGAUUGAUGCUACAUCCCAAUCAACCCAUCAAAAUCAUGACCAUGUCGCGAGCCAGCAUCUCAUCCCUGAGACCAAGCCGAUAAAGAUUAAGACAGGGAGGAAUAGCACUUCGAACUCCAGCGGGAUGGAUGCAUCCUCAUCGUCCUCCUUAUGGAGGCGUCGAGCGUCUGGGUCCUCACAACCGUCUCCUCUCAGUCCUCUCACCCCAAUGGGUAUCGCAUUCUCGACGCUAAAUAUGAGGGAUACGCCUCAGAUUACCCUUAGGGACCUUGCGGUGGCCUUUUACAAGGUGCUUACACCAGCAUCAAUUUCCUUCCUCCGCUUGCCUCUCAAUUGGCCAAGAAAUGAACUCAUUCAGAUGCAUCCGUUCGCCCAUCUCGGACACUACGGUGAAUCGCGCACAGGAUUGGGACCCGGUUACGCUGUCGGCGCCGCGCUCGCCCUCAAACAUCUCGGUCGAUCCCCGCACAACCUUAUUCCAAUUGCUGUCCUGGACGAUGGUGACUUCCUCGCCGGCUGCCAGGCACUGUGGACAGCGGCAAACAAGAAGGUGCCUAUGCUUGUGGUUGUGAUGAAUAGCCGGGUGUUUGGAGAUGACCAACGCGCUAAGAAGGCAAUCGCUAAUGGGCGCGGCAGGGUAACACAAAACAAAUCAGGGAACGUGCUGCUGGCUGAGGAGCCUCUCGUGGAUGUCAUGACGAUUGCAGAGGGAUUCGGCUGUACCCGGGGCUCUCGGUUCCAGGUCGCCAGGCGCAAAGAGUUGGAGGGUGUUCUUCAUGCCAGUGCCGAGUUGGUCAGGCAUGGGAAGGUCGUGGUAUUAGAUGUUCUGGUCAAGUCUGGGGAGGAGGCAUCGGAUUAG